UGUCAAUACGGUGAAGAAAUGCAGUGUUUGCUGCAGCGGGAUCCGUGGAGCUUUACGAAAUCCUUGCGUGUUUUUUAAAGGUGGGAAAUGGCCUCGCUCCAGAAGUGCAGGUUUAUUCGCCAGUACGCCACAGACGACGUGCGGGUUUGAAGACAGCGAGUGGGCAAAGCGCUCGCUAGCCGUCGCCAUCCAGAUAAAACUGGGUUCGUGGACAGAAGAAAGCAGACAACAGGAUCUGGACACGUUUACACAGACCUAUGAGACUCUUAUCAGGUGAGAGAUGGAUAUGAGAGAGGUGUAUGUGGUGGCCGGCAGCUUCGUGGGGUUCCAGCUAUUCUUCUCAUGCGUCAGUCCGGUUCUGUCUUCCAACUUCACACAGGGUUAUGGGAAACUUCCUCCAAACAAACUCAACGACUGGAACUCCAGGCUGGUGUCCACUGUCCAUGCGUUAAUUGUGGGGCUGUUCUGUCUCUAUAUCCUCUGGUACGACGAUGCCGUCAAUGAGGACCCCGUCUGGGGUGAUCCUAACAUGGUUAAGCUCAAUGUGGCCAUCACCUGUGGAUACCUGUUCUAUGACCUGGUGCUUCUGGCUUGUAACUGGAGUGCCAUGGGGGACAUCUUUUUUGUCUGUCACCACUUGGCGGCGCUGUACGCUUAUGGAUUUUUGCUGACACGUGGAGUGCUUCCUUAUUUCGCAAACUUCCGACUGAUUUCAGAAUUGUCAACGCCAUUUGUGAAUCAAAGGUGGUUUUUCGAAGCGUUAGCUUACCCUCGUACUCACCCGCUGGUUGUCGCCAACGGCGUCGCAAUGGCGGUCGUGUUCUUCCUCGUGCGGAUCGCCGUGAUGCCGCCCUACUGGGCAAAAGUGUUUGGCACCUUCGGUACGCCAGCGUUCGAAAGGCUUGGUCUGGCAGCUCAGGUGGCCUGGAUCGUAUCCUGUGUUUGUUUGGAUAUCCUCAACACAAUCUGGAUGUACAAAAUCGCCCGCGGCUGCUACAAGGUCAUUACCGGCAAGCUAAGAGGAGGCAAAGUGGACUCCAAAAAGACCAAUUACAUGAACAACCACACAGACUGAGAAUCAUCCAUGACAACGACCGAUUAGAUUAGACGUGUUCUCUUCCCAGAAUAUAGCAGCUUCUGAGUCGUUCCAUUGCGCUCUGGAUGGACGUGCUCUCGAAACAGAGGUUGGGAUGAGAGAGUAUCAUCAUCCCAGUGUGGUUUUAACCUCUACUUCAUGUACAGACACUCUGACUUCACCUGCACUGGUGGAAGUCAAGCAGAUAAACGAACCCGUUAUGCCUCAAGCACAACCAAAGUGCCUCCCAGCACAAGGAGAAGCAACAGAACAUGAGCGUAUGACCACGAAAAGUCCAUCAGAUCUCCAUCGCGAAGCCUUAGCCAGUCAGUACCCAUCCAUGUCUUUCUCGAAACCAAUCGCGGUCGCUUUGUGAGCCGUGUUUCCUGUGAUAUUAACACUGAUGUGCCUCAAAGGUCUCCAACAUCCACAACUUGUUGACCAUUUGGGUUGGAGGUGCUCACUCAAUUUUACGCCAUUGCCAGUCUGACGGGUUGCAAACCUCAGAUCUACCUCUAUCACCGUGUCAAGCACAAGUGCAGUACCUGCCCAUCUCAAUACGAGCACCGCAUGGACUCGAGGAACAUGAGGAGCAUCUUGAAAAGACAGUCCAUGAGAAUCAAACGCUUUGCUCUUAUAGUUCAGACUUGGAGAACUCGUCUUAUGUUGCACGCCAGUCACUCUUUUGCAUUUCCACAAGACACUUUCCAUGUGAAAAUGGAGUGAAAGGUGGUUUCUAAAGUCUUUGAGAGUUUCACUUAGCAAAUUCCUGUGUGUGCAUACUUCAUUUCUGACCAUGUGAGGUCACGGUUGCAUUAGAUUCGAGGAAACUGCAGUGCUUUAUCCGUUUCUCAGGUUCUUGCCUUUUUUAGAGCCCUCCAUUUUCUCCCGACAUGCUCAAGUUGCAUCACUAAACCGUUUCCUCACCAAGCAGAUUGUUUCAAUGUUCGAAGCUCAAGGCUUGGUGGGAACUGGUGCAAAUUCACAUCUUAGUCCUGUUUUUUUUUUCCUGGUUCUGUUGUUUUCUUCCUGCCAAAUUCAUAGUUUUUUUUUUUCAGCUUGUUGGUCACCAGAGCUGAUGUUUAGGCUUUUGUCAUGAUGCAUGAAUGCUGUUGUGAUUCUCUUGAAUGUGAGUUCAUGCGAGCUGGGCAUGUCAACUCAUCUUGCGUUGCACUGUGGCAUUACGAUACAGUAUAUAUGUGCGUAAAAUCAUAUGCAGUACUUAUUCCUGCCAAGUAUUUAACAAGAGUAAAUCCCUCUGGAAUCAGAGCUAGCAUUUCUCUUCAGGUACACUUUCAAAAUGAAUGUUAUUUUGAAUGAGAAUGGGAGAGGAUUGUGGGAAAUGUAGUAUUUUGCCUUGUAUCCGUAAUUCGUAACAACCAAAUCAGCCUCCAGGCCUUGAAUAUGUGAAGCUGUGACAAUAGAAAUAUAUUCGGGAGACGUUUUGGAGAAGAAAAUGGCCAUUUGGUCGUGUAAUUCUAUGUACUUAUAACGUCUGAAAUGAGCUGUAAUCUUCAUGUUUAUUGGAAACGCAAAGGAGUUUAGGCUUUAUGGUACAACAUCAGCACAACCAUUGCACAGAAAUCGAAAUGCCUUGGUGGCAUUGAUAUUAUAAUAAUUGUAAUUUUGAAGGGCUGGUCGAAAAUCAAUAGGAAGUUCAUCUACUGGACAAAUUGAUUGGCGUAACUCAAAAUAAUACAUUUGUUUGGCAAAAAAGAGUUAAAUAUUCAUAAAAACAAGACUUUCUCUACAGUUAUUGAUUGUUUUCUGUAGAGCGGUCACAUAAAUGUGCCUGUUGCUAUAUAAGCUACAACAUAUGAGUAUAUGAAAUAAUAGUAUAGAUAGGACUGUACUAGUUUAAAACAGCGAUAGAGUUAACACAACACUAGUAUUAGUACGUCGCCUAGCCUCAGAUUAGCUUAAACUCCUAUACGUCAUUGUGGAUUCAAGGGUGGGAGAAUGUAAAAAAUGGGUAUAAAUGAGUAGUUGGAUCCCCCAUAUCAAACAUCCCAUUAAAGUUUAUUGGUACAUUGUUUACAAAGGCCUUUGUAAUAAUCUAUGCUGCACUUGCCUGCUCUCGUUUGGUUCGAUCCUCAUGUAGAGCAGAUAGACAGUAUCCUAAUCAAGGCAAAAAGUGUUUUUCGUGAUCACAAGGAGCCCGAUAUUGUUUGUCAGUGUUUCAAGCUCAUGUGGCUUUAAAAAUGAACUGUCACCAAUUAAAUUAUAUGGAUUUAUUUAGACAUUUGAAAUUGUUUUGGUACAUUGGAGGACCCAUAAUUGAUAAUUGGAGCAAUAAAAGGGUGACUAGACCGACUUUUCUGCCUGUCCAGAUGUUUGGACGAGGAUUUGCCUGGUAUUCAAUGGAAUCAUUUACUAUGUGCAAUUUGGUGACCAGCCCAAUGCCAGUAUUGAAACUCUAUGUAUGUGUAUAUAAUUUCAGUCUAGAAGUAGAAGUUGCUUUUAAGAAGUGAUUAUAAGAAUACUAAAAUGAGUACAGAACUGUUGGAUGAUUGUUCAGUUCUCCGAUCUCUUGAUUUGAUCAAUUUGACCUUUUACUUUUUUUUUUUUUUUUCUUUUAACACAUUACUGUUGUGGAUCCAAUCAUCUCUGGAAUUUUAAUGUGAAAAUCGACACCCAACAGAGGCCCCUUAGAGCCCCUUUGUCUAUACACUUUGAAACCGAUGGAUGGCAUGUAUGACCAAUAAUAAUAUUGUCCAAGUAGCAGUCAAAACUUGAGAAAUGACAGUUGAAUAAAUUU
This is a messenger RNA of Sinocyclocheilus rhinocerous, 3833 nucleotides long. RefSeq names its product TLC domain containing 4b (gene tlcd4b). Gene Ontology annotation, cellular component: endoplasmic reticulum; membrane. Gene Ontology annotation, biological process: lipid homeostasis. The transcript has 7 exons. Lineage: Eukaryota; Metazoa; Chordata; Actinopteri; Cypriniformes; Cyprinidae. The record is from RefSeq and is a predicted model, not a curated record. Bases 281 to 1075 code for a protein of 264 amino acids.